CCGCCUCCAUCCCCGAGAUCGCCGCCGCCGCCGCCGCCGCCGGAGGAGGAGGAGGAGGAGGAGGGAGAGCAGGCAGCACCGGCAGCAGCAGUCCGGGCGGCGAGCUGAAUGGCAUUAAAAUGGUGGAUGAACCUAUGGAGGAAGGAGAACUGUAUUCCUGUAAUGAUGAAGGGAGUGUCAAAGAGAUUCCUAUUACCCACCAUGUGAAAGAAGGUUGUGAAAAAGCAGAUCCAGCACAAUUUGAAUUGCUUAAAGUCCUUGGUCAAGGAUCGUUUGGAAAGGUUUUCCUUGUGAGAAAAAUAAUCGGUCCUGAUGCUGGCCAUCUAUAUGCCAUGAAAGUCCUAAAGAAGGCUUCGUUGAAAGUUCGAGACAGAGUCCGCACAAAGAUGGAAAGAGAUAUAUUAGUAGAAGUAAAUCAUCCCUUUAUUGUCAAACUGCACUAUGCCUUCCAGACUGAAGGAAAGUUAUAUUUAAUAUUGGAUUUUCUCAGGGGAGGAGACGUGUUCACAAGAUUAUCCAAAGAGGUUAUGUUUACAGAGGAAGAUGUGAAAUUCUACCUCGCAGAACUGGCUCUAGCUUUGGAUCACCUGCACAGCUUGGGAAUUGUAUACAGGGACUUGAAGCCAGAAAACAUUUUGCUUGAUGAAGCAGGACAUAUCAAGUUAACAGACUUCGGCUUAAGCAAAGAAUCGGUUGAUCAAGAGAAGAAAGCCUAUUCUUUCUGCGGUACUGUAGAAUACAUGGCCCCUGAAGUUGUGAACAGGCGGGGCCACAACCAAAGUGCUGAUUGGUGGUCAUUUGGUGUUCUCAUGUUCGAAAUGCUCACUGGUACUUUACCUUUCCAAGGUAAAGACCGAAAUGAAACUAUGAACAUGAUACUCAAAGCGAAACUUGGAAUGCCACAAUUCCUGAGCCCUGAAGCUCAGAGUCUUCUAAGGAUGUUGUUUAAAAGGAAUCCUUCAAACAGGCUAGGGGCUGGUCCUGAUGGUGUUGAAGAAAUAAAGAGGCAUCCCUUCUUUUCAACCAUUGACUGGAAUAAACUUUACAGGACAGAGAUUCAGCCUCCAUUUAAACCUGCUUCUGGAAGACCAGAAGACACAUUUUGCUUUGACCCAGAAUUCACAGCAAAAACUCCCAAAGAUUCCCCUGGAGUCCCGCCAAGCGCCAAUGCUCAUCAGCUCUUCAAAGGGUUCAGCUUUGUGGCAACGAACACCAUAGAAGACCACAAAAUCACCCCUCUCAACAACAUUUUGCCAAUAGUACAGCAACUUCAUGGGAGCAGUGCACUCUUCACAGAUGCCUAUGAACUUAAAGAAGACAUUGGUGUGGGCUCUUACUCGGUGUGUAAGCGCUGCAUCCAUACAAUUUCCAAUAUGGAAUUUGCUGUGAAGAUAAUUGACAAAAGUAAGAGAGACCCUUCCGAAGAAAUAGAAAUCUUGAUGCGGUACGGACAGCAUCCUAACAUUAUUACUUUAAAAGAUGUGUACGAUGAUGGUAAAUAUAUCUACCUUGUCACAGAAUUGAUGAAGGGAGGAGAGCUUCUGGAUCGUAUUCUCAGACAGAAGUAUUUUUCAGAACGCGAAGCAAGUGCCGUCUUGUAUACAAUCGCUAAAACUGUGGACUACCUGCACUGUCAAGGAGUUGUGCAUCGGGAUCUUAAACCAAGUAAUAUUUUAUAUAUGGAUGAUUCCAAUAAUGCUGAUUCCAUCAGGAUUUGUGAUUUCGGCUUUGCAAAGCAACUCCGGGGAGAGAAUGGGCUUCUCUUAACGCCAUGCUAUACUGCUAAUUUUGUGGCACCAGAGGUCCUCAUGAGGCAAGGCUAUGAUGCUGCUUGUGAUAUUUGGAGCUUGGGAGUUCUUCUUUAUACAAUGCUGGCAGGGUACACACCUUUUGCAAACGGGCCCAAUGAUACCCCUGAAGAAAUUUUGUUACGGAUAGGUAGUGGAAAAUUUUCUUUAAAUGGAGGCAAUUGGGACACUGUGUCAGAUGCUGCAAAGGAUUUGCUAUCUCAUAUGCUACAUGUCGAUCCACAUCAAAGAUAUACCGCCGAGCAAGUUCUUAAGCAUUCAUGGAUAGCCUGUAGAGAUCAGCUGCCACAUUAUCAGUUAAAUAGGCAAGACGCACCACAUCUGGUGAAGGGGGCCAUGGCUGCUACAUACUCUGCACUGAACAACAAGACAUUUCAGCCUAUUUUGGAACCAGUUGCAGCUUCAAGCUUGGCUCAGCGGAGAAGCAUGAAAAAACUCACAUCCACAGACUUAUAGGUCAGCUGGAACAGAGAAAAACAAAAACAAACCCCAAGAAACAGCUCUGUAUUUGCCUGCCCUGUGAAUUUAAAGGCAUCUACCAGUUCCUCCUACACUACUUGAAUUCAGUUGAAGAAAGGAAGAAAAAACAAAACAAAAAACUUCGAACAGUUUAGAGGAUUUGUUGCUGUUCGUAGGUUGGUUUCAGUAGCAUCAGGGUAUUUUGCAACUGUGGUGAGGAAUUUUUGGUACACAUUUCAUUUCAGAGAUCAAUCGCAUUAUGUUAAUACUUUUAAAUACUGUAUAGUUUUCAUCCGGUUUAUAAAGAUAUAUAUUAGUUGACCAGAGACGUUGCUCAAGUUGUAAAUUUCAUUUCAGAAGAAAAGGUCAGUGUUUUAAUAUUUUUGCUAUCUUGGCCCUAUUGUAAAGACAAAGAAAAGAAAUCAUUAAACAUGAUGUGCUCU
This is a messenger RNA of Pseudonaja textilis, 2710 nucleotides long. It is a transcript of the gene RPS6KA6, whose product is annotated as ribosomal protein S6 kinase A6. Gene Ontology annotation, biological process: protein phosphorylation; intracellular signal transduction. Gene Ontology annotation, molecular function: ATP binding; magnesium ion binding; protein serine/threonine kinase activity. Lineage: Eukaryota; Metazoa; Chordata; Lepidosauria; Squamata; Elapidae. The record is from RefSeq and is a predicted model, not a curated record.